Molecule: messenger RNA, 1566 nt
Organism: Closterium sp. NIES-65
Lineage: Eukaryota; Viridiplantae; Streptophyta; Zygnematophyceae; Desmidiales; Closteriaceae
Source: the annotation of a GenBank genome assembly
AUGCUCUUCUUGCUCUCAUGGCCUCUCCUGUCUCUGCUGGGGUACCUGUAUCCAGCAUACGCAACGUACAAGACGGUAGAGCGACGCUCUUCUGAACCGGAUGAUUUCCGCUUCUGGUGCAAGUACUGGGUGAUUAUGGCUGCAUUCCACGUCUUGGAGAGCUGUCUUUUCUUUGGCCUCAUCACCUGGCUUCCGUUCUAUGACGUCUUCAAAGUCCUCUUCUGCGUAUACCUCUGGCAUCCGCGAACUCAGGGCACACUGCUGAUCUACCACCGUGCCAUCGUACCUGCUUUGUCGCGCCACGAGCAAGAGAUUGACCGCAGGAUCGCGGAGGUGCAGACACGUGGAAUGGAUCUGGCCGUUGAGUACUCUCGCAUUCUCGCAUCUAAGAUCAUGUCUCUUGCCAAGGCGGGCGCUGAGGCUGCCCCUAAAGUCUACGAACGUUACCAGCCGUCCCUCCUUCCCUGUCCCUCACGGCCUCCCAUCACCCAUAUCACAGCGCGUUUUCCACAUCGGUCCGGCGGCUCACGUUAUGGAGGCGAUUACAGGGGAGGUGACUAUAGGGGAGGCGACUACAGGGGAGGUGGAGGCGGCUACCAGACUUCCGCUCGGCUUUACGUUGGUCGUCUCUCCACGCGGACUCGCACUCGAGAUCUCGAGUCGCUUUUCGGGAAAUACGGAAGGAUUCGUGACGUGGACAUGAAGCGUGACUAUGCGUUCAUUGAAUUCAGCGACUCGAGGGAUGCUGAAGAUGCCGCCCAUUAUCUGAACGGCAAGGACGUGGACGGCAGCCACAUCAUCGUGGAGUUCACCCGCAGGGGUCCGCGUGGGCAGGGCUUUGGGGGUCCGCCGGGGCCGCGCAUGGGGGGGAUGGGCAUCACGCAGGGGCGCUGCUACAACUGCGGCAAGGACGGCCACUGGGCGCGCGACUGCCGCAACGGCGAUUGGGGCGGCAAGUGCUACCGGUGCGGCGAGCGCGGGCACAUUGAGAGGGACUGUAGGAACAGCCCGGCUCAGAGGUAUCGGUCUCGCAGCCGCAGCCGCUCCCGCAGCCCUCGCCGUGGGCGUGACCGGCGCAGCCGCAGCAACAGCAAGGACAGGGACGAGCGCAGCAAGAGCCGCAGCCGGAGCAGGAGCCGCAGCCGCAGCAACGACCGCGCCAAGGACCGCAGCAGGAGCAGGAGCAACGAGCGCGGGAAGGAUCGGGAGAAUGGGAAGAAGGCCGGAAGCCGCAGCCCCUCGCGCAGCCGCAGCCGCAGCAGGAGCGCGAGCAAGGAGGGGAGGAACAGCCGGAGCCCCAGUGCAGAGAAGAAGGAAGAGAAGAGUCCUAGGCGGAGCAGGAGUGCGAGUAAGGAGAGGAGCAAGAGCAGGAGUAAGAGCCCUGCCAGGAGGAGUGCUAGCCCUGCCAGGAGGAGUGCUAGUCCUGCCAGGAGGAGUGCUAGUCCUGCCAGGAGUGCUAGCCCUCAUGAUGGUGGGUCACCUAAGAGGUCUCCGAUGCAGGAUGCAGAUGGGGGAGGGAGCCCCGAGAGGAAGGGAGAUGAUGCAGGAAAGGAUGGGGAUGAGUAG